Molecule: messenger RNA, 2219 nt
Organism: Sphaeramia orbicularis (orbiculate cardinalfish)
Lineage: Eukaryota; Metazoa; Chordata; Actinopteri; Kurtiformes; Apogonidae
Gene: utp15
Product: UTP15 small subunit processome component
Exons: 12
Coding region: 190-1779 (529 amino acids)
Biological process (GO): rRNA processing; positive regulation of transcription by RNA polymerase I
Cellular component (GO): nucleolus
Molecular function (GO): protein binding
Source: RefSeq, a predicted model, not a curated record
UGGCGGCCUCCUGCGCUCUGAGAAGCAACGUGAGAACCCAUUAAAAUGAGUAACUUUUGGAUAACUUGAAGAUCUAUCACAAAUAUUGAACAAUUACAGCAUAUAAUCCUUCCAAACUAAGUGUUUACUCCCGGAAUUCUGCUUUCAAAGACGAGAUUUGUGUGACAGAGGGAAACCAUCUGCACUGAAAUGGCAUCUUUCAAACCUACAAAAAUUCCAAUCUAUCCUAAACUAGGAGAAAAAGUCACACAAGACACAGUCUACUGGAAAAACUAUAAGGCUCCAGUGCAGAUAAAAGAAUUUGGAGCAGUCACAAACAUACACUUCUCCCCUGUAGCUCCACAUAACUAUGCUGUGACAGCGUUCACAAGGAUCCACAUUUAUGGGCCGUUCUCGCAGGAACCCGUGAAGUCAUUUACACGAUUUAAGGACACAGCGUACUGUGGGAGAUACAGGUCAGACGGUCAGCUUCUCGUGGCAGGAUGCGAGGACUCUGUGGUGAGGCUGUUCGAUGUCAGCGGCAAGGUGGCACUGAGGAUGUUCAAAGGCCAUACAAAGGCUGUACAUGUUACAGACUUUACUUCAGAGCGCUACCACAUCUUCACAGGCUCAGACGACUACACCUGUCGCCUUUGGGACAUCCCAAAUGCUACCGAGCUCAACACCUACCAGGAACACACAGAUUACAUUCGCUGCGGUGUCACAAGCAAACUCAACAGAGACCUUUUCAUAACAGGUUCUUAUGACCACACACUGAAACUGUUUGAUGCCAGAGUGGAUAAGAGUGUGAUAACCAUGGACCAUGGCCAACCGGUUGAGAGUGUGCUUCUCUAUCCUUCAGAGGGCCUUGUUGUUUCCGCAGGUGGUCGCUAUGUCAAAGUGUGGGAUCUGCUGAAAGGAGGCCAGCCCCUGGUGUCCCUGAAAAACCAUCACAAAACUGUCACUAGUUUAUGUCUCAGCAGCAACGGACAGAGGCUGCUGUCAGCGUCUCUGGACAGGCAUGUGAAGGUGUACAACACAACCAACUUCAGAGUGGUCCACAACUUUGACUACGCUGCCUCCGUCCUCAGUCUGGCUUUGGCUCCAGAUGAUGAAUCCAUCAUUGUUGGUAUGACCAAUGGUGUUCUGAGUAUCAAACACAGGAAAAGCCCCGAAGAGUCGAAGGAAGUGUCACACCAACAGAGGAGACGACCAUCAUAUCGGGUUUUUGUGAAAGGCAAGAACUACAUGCCCAAACAGGAUGAUUACCUCGUCAGUAAGCCGGUGAGAGAAUAUUUGACCAAAUAUGACAAGCAUCUGAAGAAAUUUAACAUAUCCAAGGCUUUGGAUUCAGCUCUGCAGGCAGGCAACAGACAGAGAAAGCCAGAGGUCACGGUCGCUGUUAUUAAGGAGCUGGAUCGAAGAGGAACGUUAAAGAACGCUUUGGCAGGAAGGGAUGAAAAGGCGCUCUCUGAGCUGCUGCACUUCAUCACAAAGAACAUGGUGGAUUUCCGAUUCGCUCCUGUCCUCGUACCAGCGGCUAAUAUGAUCCUGGACAUCUAUCGUUCCGUCAUCGGUCAGUCGCCGGUUGUGGACCGCCAGCUGCUAUAUCUGCAGGAUCUGCUGCAGAAGGAGAUCAAUUACCAACAAGAACUCCUGGACGUUCUGGGCAUGUUGGACACACUGUUUGCCUCUUCGGUCCCCAGGAAGGAGUUGCUGUGCUCCAGCAGCAGCAGAACCAACGGCUUGGCUCAAGGAGAAACUGCAAGUACUGCAAGACCAGAGCUUCAGGCCACCUGAGGCCUGGAGGGAAUGAACAACUGUACACUGGGUUAGAGUGCCUUUCCAACUCUAAAACCUCUUUUCAAAUCAGAAUCUUUUCUGACAUGACACCAUACAUGUCACAGACUUAAUCUCUGUUAAGAAACAUUUUGGUGCAGGUUUUAAGAGACAGACAAAAACUCAUGAUCUCACUCUGGUGUUUUAACCCAAGAGGAGCAGCACAGACAACAUCCAUUCUGCAUCUGUACAAAGAACCUCUGAAUAUAUGGUGUAAAACAGGAUGUUUUUAUUGGAAAUCUUGUAAUUACACUUCCAGGUGUGUGUGUGUGCGUGCGUGCGUGCGUGCUUAUUUGUAUGAAUGGAUUCAGUGCUUAUGUCUGCUUUGUGUUUUCAUAAUAUUUGGCAUUGACAAAUGUUUUAUAAGCAGAUAACAAAAAUAAAUCUUUGUUACAGUGAAA